AUGCAUCUCGUAAUAGCCCUCCUAGCUCAGGUAACCCUCGUCCUCAGCGCCCCCCUCGACGACCUCACAGGUUGCCUCCGCACCGCUUCCGUACCCAUCGCAUCCUCAGCUCCGACGCCAUACAACCUCCGAGUCCCCGUAAAGCCCCUUCUCGUUGCCUUCCCGACCACAAACGCUCAGAUCGCUUCCGCUGUAACAUGCGGCUCCAAGAAUGGCAUCAGCGUCAGUGCAAAGAGUGGCGGACACAGCUACAUCUCGGCCGGGUACGGCGGCGAAGAUGGACAUCUUGUGAUAAACCUGGAUCGCAUGUACAGCGUGACAGUCGCGAGCGAUGGAACAGCCAAGGUCCAGGCUGGUGCGCGGCUAGGACACUUUGCGACGGAGUUGUAUAAGCAGGGAAAGAGAGCAAUAUCUCAUGGGACAUGCCCAGCUGUCGGCGUCGGCGGCCACGCUCUGCACGGCGGCCACGGCAUGGUCUCCCAUACCUACGGCCUCGCCGCAGACUGGAUUAAAGCCGCAACAGUCGUCCUCGCCAAUGGCACAAUCACGCGCUGUUCAGCGACCGAGCGACCUAACCUCUUCUGGUCUGUCCGCGGCGCGGGUUCGUCCAUGGUCAUCGUGGCAGAAUUUGAGUUCAAUACCUUUGCCGCGCCCGAGAAAGUGACGUAUUUCGACAUCGAUCUAGUCUGGGACACGGCGAAGCUGCCACAGGUUCUGGUCGAUACGCAGGAAUUCGCAAAGACUAUGCCGGCGGAGCUGACGAUGUCGACGACGUUUAAUAAUGACGGGAGCUACAUCAAUGGCGCGUAUGUUGGUGAUGAUGUGGGCUUUCGCGCGACAGUGCAGCCUUUGCUUGCGAAGAUUGGCGCCAAGGUGUCUAGUUCCAAGACUGUGGGAUGGAUUGACUUCAUCAAGCACUAUGCGGGUGUGACUGAUAUUGACGUGACGACGGCAACGUACAACGAGCACGACAACUCCUACGCAUCAAGCCUCACAACCCCCGCCCUCAACAAAACAACCUUCCAAUCUCUCGUCGACACCAUUGCGAGAAAUGGUCUCACCGCGUCCCGGACCUGGUACAUGCACAUGAAUUUUCAUGGGGGCUCAAACUCGGCCGUGGCGCGGCUCAAGACCAACGACACCGCCUACGUCCACCGCGACAAGAUGCUCCUUUUCCAGCUCAAGGACGGCGUCUCGACGAGCCAGACGUACCCUUCAGAUGGAUUCGCGCUGCUCCAGGGAUUGAGGCAGAGUAUCACCAAGGGGCUGGGUAACGAUCAGUGGGGGAUGUAUGCAAAUUAUCCUGAUUCCCAGUUUAGUGCGAGCGAGGCGGUGCCGUUGUAUUGGGGGAGUAAUCUGAGGAGGUUGGAGUGGAUUAAAGCUGAUUAUGAUCCGACGGAUUUGUUUCGAUUUGUGCAGUCUAUCAAGCCUGCUGAAUAG
Colletotrichum phormii is the source of this 1440-nucleotide messenger RNA. RefSeq lists its product as uncharacterized. Bases 1 to 1440 code for a protein of 479 amino acids. Gene Ontology annotation, molecular function: oxidoreductase activity; FAD binding. The record is from RefSeq and is a predicted model, not a curated record. The transcript has 3 exons. NCBI's taxonomy places the organism in Eukaryota, Fungi, Ascomycota, Sordariomycetes, Glomerellales, Glomerellaceae.